Molecule: messenger RNA, 11553 nt
Organism: Oncorhynchus mykiss (rainbow trout)
Lineage: Eukaryota; Metazoa; Chordata; Actinopteri; Salmoniformes; Salmonidae
Source: RefSeq, a predicted model, not a curated record
GUUACGUGUUACCCGUGUGUGUGUGUGUUACGUGUUACCCGUGUGUGUGUGUGUUACGUGUUAACAGUGUAUGUAUGUUUUCUCUAGGUGAAUGUGAGAGAGCAGCAUGCAGUCGGCUCCAGCAGGUUUGUGGGACCCCCAUGGACCCCAGUCUAAAGAUGUCUCCUCUCUCCCCGUACACACACCCUCCGCCUCUCGCCUGUCCCAUGUGAUCGCUGCUCCACCGGCUAAGAGAAUCACCUUCUACAAGAGCGGCGACGCUAAGUUUGCGGGAGUGAGGAUGGCCGUCCACAAACGCAGCUUCAAAUGCUUCGACGCACUACUGGACGACCUGUCGCAGAAGGUGCCCCUGCCGUUUGGAGUACGUACGGUCACCACCCCCAGAGGAAUCCACAGUAUUAAACAUCUAGAGCAGCUGGAGGACGGUGGGUGCUACCUCUGCUCUGACAGACGGCAGGCUAAACCAAUCAACAUAGAGCUGGCUGGCAAACGUCCCGCCCUCUGGCACCACAACAGUCGAAGAGUGCCACAGCGACCAGCAGAAGACCCUCCUCCUCCCAGUGCUCCAAGCCACACCCCAACACGGCAGCGACGCAUCCUAUUGGUCAGGAACAGCGACCCUGCAGUGAGGAGGAGUGUGAUUCUGAGUCGCCGCUCGGCCCGGAGCCUCCGAGUGUUUCUGGAGGGCAUCUCGGAACUGAUGCAGUGUCACGUCAGGAAAUUAUACACACUGGAGGGACGCAAGAUUGACAGUGCACAGAGCCUGAUGACGUGUCCAGGUGUGUUGGUGUGUGUGGGUCGAGAGCCCUUCAGACCUCUACUCCUGAACUAUGUAGCCAAGCACUCUGAGGAGAAACUACCUGGACUGGGGACGCGGUCACCUGGCAGUGGGGCCAGGUCUCCCGGUACUGGAGCCCGGUCACCUCGUAAUGGUCAGGGAGCUCGGUCACGGUCUAGUGUCUACAGCGAAGGACACGGCAGCAAGAGGAACGUGAACUUUGGUCUGGAGACUAAGAAGACCAUCAUCCAUCCUCUCUCAGACUCUUCCAACCGCUCCACCCGCUUCUCUCUGUCCUCUGACAAGUCCUACCCUAAUGGCCUCAGCAGCCAAGGUGGCAAGGAGGCGGCGCUUAACGAUGACAUAGAGAAGCGGGUACUGGUGAACAAAGACGGCAGCCUGUCUGUGGAGAUGAGGGUGCGGUUUCGUCUCCAUAACGACGAGAGGCUCCAGUGGUCCACGGAGAUUAAGAAGUCUCCCUCUGACUCUCUGACCAAUGACUGCUGUCCCCUCAGGGAAGCCCCGCCCUACUUCCUACAGCAAGGCCAAUCAGAAAGCUGCUCAGACCCUGACUCCGCCUCCUGUGUUGUUGAAGCUGCCGACUACACCCCCAAGCCUCCACAGCGCUCCCUGGAGGAGCCACAGUCACAUUAUGCCUGCUGCUUCCAGAGACAGGAGUAUGACCUUUGGGAGAACCCCGCCCACAUCCAGACUUCUAAGCACUCACACUCCAGGGUUAGACACACCCACUCCUCAAGCUCCUCCUCCUCCUGCCGCUCCAGCAAGUUGGUGAGGAGGCGUGCGACCCACAGGGAGUGCUCAGAGCUCGGAAGGGUUGUCCAUGGAAUGGUGGAGGUGUGUACAGUCAGCAGCAGCUGCAGCCACAGCGAGCUUAACCUGGGUGCCACAGACAACCAGGGGGAGGAGCGUCCUCUGUCUAGCUCCUCCCAUGUGCUCCAAGCACUUCAGGACGAUGUGGAUGACCUCCCUCCCAGCAUCUCACGCUGCUGCCAUAGCAACGACCCCCCACAAGCCCUCCCCUUGACACCACAGCCUCCCAGCCCUAUGUCUACUUCCUCCAGGAGCAGAAAACACACCCCUGCCCUACAGGGAGAGGAGAGGGGGAGCAAAACCUCCUCCCGGCGUUCUAGUAACUCGUGCUCCUGCUGCAGAGGAGAAGUCACCCCUAAGGCCGACGAGGAGAGAGUGGACAGCUCGUUGUCGAAGGCCAGCCACGCUUCCCACGAAUCCAGAGCUCCCUCCAAUAGAAUCAGGAUCCCUGUGGCUCCAGAGGAGGGCGAUGAUGAAGCUGAGCAGGGUGGGAAGAGGGCAGUCAGCGUCUCCGGUGGCUCAGGGGGGUCCAUUGGGUCAGUGGGGUCUAUAGGCUCCAGUGUAUGUUCUCAUUGUGAGGGGUGUGACCAAGGUUACGACCCUGUGUCCUGCCACUCACAGAAGUCACAUAGGUCAAAGCGAUCUCAAGAAGAAGAGGAGGAGGAGAGGUCAGGGAGAGGACUCUCAGGUGGCUCAGAUGAGUGUGGAUUUUCUCAGAGGACCAACAAGUCCAACUGUACCCACUUCUACCAAGAGGGCCGAGCAGCCAGCAUGAUGUCACACAUGUCGCUGCCCAAGGAGGGAGAAGAUACAGGGACGGAGGGAGAGGUAGAGGUUGGAGAGAAAAUAGAGGAAGGGGAGAAAGACGAGAGAGCAGCCAGUGUCCUCUCAGCCAAAUCCUUCUCUUCGGUCAAGGGCAGGACCUCCAGAACCUCCCAGAAGUCUAAGGCCUCAGAAUCCCUUGCAGACAUGGAGGAACAAAUGGAAGAAUCGAUGGAAGGAGAAGUGAAAGAGGGAGAGGUAGAAGAUGGAGGAGAACAGAGAGCAGCAAGCAUUAUGUCAGUUAAAUCUAAUCUCUCAGCAAAUUCCAGCAGAUCCCAUAAGUCUACCAAAAGUCGUAAUGCUAGGGCUGCUUCUACCAGCUCUGAAACACCUGAAGUCACUGCUAUUGAGACAACAGGUGAAGGUGAAGAGGAAGAAGUGGGCGAGAAAACAGAGGAGAGGUUAGAGAGCUCCAUGUCUGUUAGAUCUAACCUCUCAGCAAAGUCUCGUAGGUCCUGUAAGUCUACCUGCAGCAAAGCAGAACAGGUCCUUUCCGCCUACUCACCAGAGGUACCAGCUACUGAACCUGAACCUACUGGAGAGGAUGAGGGAGAGGAGAGAGCAACGAUCUCCACGUCUGUUAAAUCUAACCUCUCAGCCAAGUCCAGCAGGUCUCAUAAGUCAACCUGCAGUAGGAGUAUUAGAGUUGUUUCUCCAAAACCAGCAGCGAGUGAAACUCUAGUCAACGAUCCAGCAGACGCGGAUGCAGCGGGUGCAUUGUCAGCUAAAACCAAUGCUUCAGCAAAGUCCCGUAGGUCCUGUAAGUCUACAGGAGAUGAUGAGGGAGAGGAGAGAGAAGCAAGAGCCAUGUCAGCUAAAACGAGGGCUUCUAUCAAGUUCAGCAGGACCCACAAGUCUGCCUGUAAAGCUGCCUCUCCAAAGCCAGCCGCAUGUGAAACUCCUGUCAACGAUCCAGAGGAGAAAACAGAGGAAGAGAAGACAGCGAGUGCAUUGUCAGCUAAAACCAGUGCUUCUGUCAGAGCUAGCAGGUCUCACAAGUCUACCUGUAGUAGGAGUGUUAGGGCUGAGACACCUGUUGCUAAAGACAUCCCUGCUAUUGAAACAACAGAGGGAGAUGAGAAUGGGUCUGCUGCUGCUGCCGGAGAAACAGAGGAGAGACCAGCGAGCGCCAUUUUGGAUAACAAUAAUGCCUCAGUGAAAUCUAGCAUAUCUCACAAGUCUACCUGCAGCAAAGCAGAACGGGCCCCUUCCUCCAACUCACCAGAGGUGCCAGCGACUGAGCCUGAACCUACUGGAGAUGAUGAGGGAGAGAAGAGAGCAGCAAGUGCCACGUCAAAGUCCAGCAGGUCCCUCAAGUCUACCUGCAGUAGGAAUGUCUGGGCUGAGACUCCGGGGACUAAAGACAUCCCUGUUAUUACGACGACAGGAGGAGAGGAGAUGGUUGACGAUACAACUGCUGCUGGAGACACAGAGGAGAGACCGCCGAGCGCCAUCUCAGCUAAAACCAGUGCUUCAGUCAAGUCCAGCAGGUCUCAUAAAUCUACCUGCAGCAGGAAGGCUGAGAGUCAAAUAUCUCAACCAGCCGAUGUCCCUGUUAUUGAAACAACAGGAAGAGACGAGGUCGGAGAGGAGAAAGAGAGAGCAGACGGUGUCAUGUCAGCUAAAUCUAACGCUUCAGCAAUGUCCCGCAAGUCUAACAGGCCCACUUGUAAUGGAAGUAGUAGAGCAGUCUCUCCAGUGGCUCAAGAUAUUCCUGCUAUCGAGACGACAGGUGGAAAAGAACCGAGAGACAAAUCCACCGCCUCUGUCAAGACCAACAGGUCUCAUAAGUCGUCCAGUGGUAGGAGGGCUGAAACUCCAACUGCAGAACAAGCUGAUGUUAAUGAGACCACCGGAAGGGACGAGAAGGGAGAGGGGACAGAGAGACCAGCGAGUGCCAUGUCGACUAAAUAUAGUGCUUCAGCAAAGUCCAGCAGGUCUCACAAGUCCACCUGUAAUAGUGGAAGUGCUAGAGCGGUCUCUCCAGCACCUAAAGCAGCAGACGUCCCUGCCAUUGAAACAAAAGGGGUUGACAGGGAGGGAGAGAAAACAGAGGAGAGACCAGCUUGCGCCAUGUCGUCUAAAUCUUACAUCUCAGCUAAGUCCAGUACAUAUCAUACGUCUAAUGGUGGUAACAGAAGUACCUUUCUGCACCUGAAAAAAGAGAGAGGUGAGAGAGGUGUUAGACCUGCCCCCAGCACUACAGGAAAUGACCUUGAGACAGGCAGUGUGAAAUCUGCAAUGAGCACAAAACCCAAAAGAAAUGCAGAUUCCUCCACCAGACCCCUCUCCACAGCAUCACAGGCCAAUGCUAAAUCCACCAAUCAGACACCCCCUGCCACCACCGAGACCAAAGAGGAGUCUCAAAGUCAUGCCACGAGCCGACCUGCCAGCACGGCUGCACACAGAGAUGAUGAUGUCAGAGAUCAUGUCACAGAGAAGAAAGCUCCCAGCGUACAUUCUAAGAGCCCUGCUAAAGCAGAAGGAGACUCAAGAGCGGCUUCCUUCGCCCGCUCCACCAGGUCAAAGGUGAAAGUCCAGAAGGCCAGCGAGGCCCAGGACGAUGAGAGGCCAGAGACAAGGGCCUCCUUCCUGCAAGUGAAAGGUCACAGGGUCAAAGCUCAGAGUGACACGGGCAGCGUUCACUCCGUGAAAACCUCCAAAACGGAUAAGAUUGUGAUAAAAGGGAAUUCCAAACCAAAGUCGGGCCAAGCAGGAAACCCUACCUCCCAGUCCAUCAAUCCCUCUGAGGGCUCCAGACCCGCCAUCCAGCUGGGUACGGCCAGCGUCAGCGAUAGCCUCCUCUCCCAGUCGCUGUCUGCAGCUGACCUGCUCAGGGGGAACAUGGCCGCCUCGCGCCUCUCCAGCCCUGCAGGGUCAAAGGUUAGCAUCCCUGAUAGUGGGAAGAGUGGGAAGAGUGGGAGUAGCCAGAGGAGGAGGAAGCUCAAACAGGAAGAGGCUGAGCUAGAGGAGCUGGGUCCCCUCUGUCUGCCCAAAACCUCACCCAAUGACAUUGUCAGUGAUUGGCUGAGAGGCAUCCCUGCUGACAGCGGCAUGGAUAACCCUGAAGAUGAGAUGAACGAGGGAAUUGAAGAGACAGAAGUAAAAAGAGAGGAAGAAGACGAGAAAGGAGGGGAAACAGAGGGACAAGGAGGAGAGGAGACUGAGGAGAAACAAGAACCGAUUGAAACUACAGAGAUGGAGCAGGAGAACACGGCUGAAACAGGAAAACAGGAAGAGGAGCAGGAGAACACGGCUGAAAAAGGACAACAGGAAGAGGAAGAGGAGCAGGAGAACACGGCUGAAACAGGACAACAGGAAGAGGAAGAGGAGCAGGAGAACAUGGCUGAAACAGGACAACAGGAUGAGGAAGAGGAGCAGGAAAACAUGGCUGAAACAGGACAACGGGAAGAGGAAGAGGAGCAGGAAAACAUGGCUGAAACAGGACAACAGGAAGAGGAAGAGGAGCAGGAGAACAUGGCUGAAACAGGACAAGAGGAAGAGGAGCAGGAGAACAUGGCUGAAACAGGACAAGAGGAAGAGGAAGAGGAGCAGGAGAACAUGGCUGAAACAGGACAACAGGAAGAGGAAGAGGAGCAGGAGAACACGGCUGAAACAGGACAACAGGAAGAGGAAGAGGAGCAGGAGAACAUGGCUGAAACAGGACAACAGGAUGAGGAAGAGGAGCAGGAAAACAUGGCUGAAACAGGACAACGGGAAGAGGAAGAGGAGCAGGAAAACAUGGCUGAAACAGGACAACAGGAAGAGGAAGAGGAGCAGGAGAACAUGGCUGAAACAGGACAAGAGGAAGAGGAGCAGGAGAACAUGGCUGAAACAGGACAAGAGGAAGAGGAGCAGGAGAACAUGGCUGAAACAGGACAACAGGAUGAGGAAGUAAAGAAGGCUGCCCGGCAACCAGAGGAAGAGGGAGAGGUGAAAGAGGAGGAGGAAGAGAGGGGAGAGGAGGAGGAAGCAGCAGCGGGGGAGAAAGAGAAGAAAGAUAAAGAAGAAGAGGAGGUGAAAAAAGAAGAAGAGGGGGAGGUGGGAGCAGAGGAGGAGGAGGGAGAGUGCUCUGAGUGUGCUGACUGCUGCCCUGACCCAGCCCCGCCCAACAAUGACAUCAGUUCUCCUUGUCAUCGCCACCUGUUCCUCAGUAGAGAGUCUGAGCUGCCUUGGAGCUGCCACUCAUCUGUGGCAGUAAUGAAGGUUUUACUGAACCCUACACUGGGCCGAUGCAGCUCCCUACCCGAGAUAAGUCCAGUGUACGGACGCAGACUGAGCUCCUCUGCUAAAGGUCUGCUGGACUGUCUGGCCCAGUUGCAGCUCAUCGACCCGCCCCCUUCUCCAGCUGCAGCCCCAGGCCCUGACCGGGAUCAGCGGUACCAAGAGGUCAUGGAUAUACUAGAGUCACUGUGGCUGUCUAAGCCUGACCUCGAGAAGAGGAAGGAGGGAGAGACAGAGGAGAAGGAGAGGCUAAAAGAUUCUGGUGUGGACCUGAGCAGCGGCUCAGCAGGGUCUGGGGGUUCUGGGAAGACCAGACCAGAUGAAACAGCGGGUGACAUCACUCUCAUAGCGAAGGGAGAAGGAGGGGAAGGAGGAGGAGAGGGGGAGACAGACAGAGGAACAUAUGGAGGAGGAGAGGGAGAGACAGAUGGAGGAGGAGAGGGAGAGACAUAUGGAGGAGGAGAAGGAGAGACAGAUGGAGGAGGAGAAGAAGCACCAUCAGCAGAGCUGCUUUCAGACGCGGCUACCCCAGACAUCGCCAGCCAAGUGCGGAGCAGCCCAGGGGAGGAUGAGUCGCCCCCAGAGUCGCCCCCAGGGACAGGUGAGAUGCUGCAGACCCUUGAGAGACUCAAAACCCCAGGGAGCCCAUCCUCUUCAGACAGCACAGCCUACAAAUCCCCCACUGACACAGAGACAGACACCCCGGAGGACACCCCCAGCUCAGGGACACCCCCGUCAGUCCAACGACCGCUGCUCACCAAGCGUGUCUCCCAGGACCCUGACCCGGUCUGGGUUCUCAACCUGCUGAAGAAGCUGGAGAAACAGUUCAUGACCCACUACGUGGACGCCAUGGCCGAGUUAAAGGUGCGUUGGGACCUAGACAACAAUGUGAUGUUGGACACUAUGAUCACUGAGCUGAGAGAUGAGGUGAAGAAGAGGAUCCAGAUGAGCAUUGAUCGUGAACUGAGGAAGAUUCGGGGACGGGCGGGCCGGGGGCCGCGACCCCCUAACAUGUCCCGGGAGUCAACCGUAACAGACCAGAGGAGGCGGAGGUUGAAGGUCAUGAAGGUCCAGUCGGUAAACGAGAGUGAUGGAGAGCAGGGUUCAGGCGAUGUUAGCGACCAGCGCAGCGAGGACGAGUACUGUCCCUGCGACGCCUGCAUACGGAAAAAGGCGGAGGACAAGGCAAUCAAAAUGGAGGCUGUGGUUGCCAAGGCGCCAGUGAUGAUGGCGUUUGAUCUGCGUAAGAUCCUGCAGAUGAAGAAAGACCCAGAGUCUCCGGCGCCCCCUAGCCCCACACAGGGGAAGAACAAUGACAAACUGGAAGAGGAGGAGGAGGAGGAACAGGUUGGGAAUCUAGAGGUGGUACACGAAGACGAGGAAGAGGAGGAGAGAAAGGAGGAUAUUAUACCAACUGUUAUAGAGGAAGAUAUCUCUGAGAAGGAAGAGGAAGGAGUGACUGGGGGAGAGGAGGGAGAGGAGGAGGGACAGGAGAGUCACGGAGCUGAGUCUCUGAUGGGUGAAGUAGAGGAGGAAAUAGCUGAGGAGAUAGGGGCUGAAGAACAGGAGGAGGAUGGAGUGGUAGAGGGAACUGAGGAUGAGGAGGAAGAGGCAGGGGAAGGAGAGACGGGGUGUGAAAGUGCAGGAGAAGAUGGUGUGGAGGGGGUGGAGACUGGAGAGGGGGAGGAGUUAGUAGAAGGGGAGGAGGAAGAAGCAGGGGAAGCUGAAGCAGGAGAUCAUGAAAAAGUUGGAGUAGAUGAAGCAGGAGAUCAGGAGGAAGCUGCAGGAGAUGAAGAGACCGGAGUAGCGGGAGAGACAGGGGGAGAGGAGGAGACUCCUGAGGAAGAAACAGAGGGUAAUGUGGGCGUGUCAGCAGAGGAUGAGGAAGAGGGAGGAGAGGAGGAGGUGCAGUUGAAUGCUGUGGCGGAGUUUAAUCCUGAAGACGAGGAGGGUGAGGAGAUGGAGGGAAAUAGAGAAAUCCCUCUGAUCCACCAGAUGACCAGAACCUCUGUGGAGUCCCAGCCAGGAUCAAUGGAGAACACAGACCCGGAGCCCAGGGCAUCAGACCCAGUUUCACAAAUGUGCUCCUUAACCCUGAUAGAGCCCAAUGAAACUGUCUCUGAUGGACACCAGAUGGCAUCUGCGGGGGAAGGGUCAGGGGGGAAAGGCCAGAGGAGGAGCCGAUCUCCAGCCAGAACCAAACGCAGGAAACCAAAAGAGAACGGCAUAGAACUGGAUGUCCUAUAUCUGUAACCCUCACAGGACAUAGAACUGGGCGUCCUAGAUCUGUAACCCUCACAAGACAUAGAACUGGAUGUCCUAGAUCUGUAACCCUCACUGGACAUAGAACUGGGCGUCCUAGAUCUGUAACACUCACAGGACAUAGAACUGGACGUCCUAGAUCUGUAACCCUCACAGGACAUAGAACUGGACGUCCUAGAUCUGUAACCCUCACAGGACAUAGACCUGGACGUCCUAGAUCUGUAACCCUCACAGGACAUAGAACUGGACGUCCUAGAUCUGUAACCCUCACAGGACAGACUGAGUCACAGAAAGCACUUUAUAAUUUCGUCUCUGAGUUAGGAAUAUCUAUAUGGGAGGUAAUGCACAGGUUUCUGCCAGGUCAGAGUGGUAUAUACUCAUUAUUUUAAUAGAAGGGUUUAACUGAAACUUGGAACAAUCAUAGUAUUGUACAAACCAUAAGAUAUCAUGUGAAAUGUACAUUUGUAUAUUUCAAAAAACUAAUUAUAUGUAUGAUUUUAGUUUCAUGGAGGGCUGUAUAUUCUCUACAGUAUAGAGGUGUGUAUAUUCUCUACUGUAUGGAGGGGUGUAUAUACUCUACUGUAUAGAGGGGUGUAUAUUCUCUACUGUAUAGAGGGGUGUAUAUUCUCUACUGUAUGGAGGGGUGUAUAUACUCUACUGUAUAGAGGGGUGUAUAUUCUCGACUGAAUAGAGGGGUGUAUAUUCUCUACUGUAUGGAGGGGUGUAUAUUCUCUACUGUAUAGAGGGGUGUAUAUUCUCUACUGUAUGGAGGGGUGUAUAUUCUCUACUGUAUGGAGGGGUGUAUAUUCUCUACUGUAUGGAGGGGUGUAUAUUCUCUACUGUAUGGAGGGGUGUGUAAUCUCUACUGUAUAGAGGGGUGUGUAUUCUCUACUGUAUAGAGGGGUGUAUAUUCUCGACUGUAUAGAGGGGUGUAUAUUCUCUACUGUAUGGAGGGGUGUAUAUUCUCUACUGUAUAGAGGGGUGUAUAUUCUCUACUGUAUGGAGGGGUGUAUAUUCUCUACUGUAUGGAGGGGUGUAUAUUCUCUACUGUAUGGAGGGGUGUAUAUUCUCUACUCUAUAGAGGGGUGUAUAUUCUCUACUGUAUGGAGGGGUGUAUAUUCUCUACUCUAUAGAGGGGUGUAUAUUCUCUACUGUAUGGAGGGGUGUUUAUACUCUACUGUAUGGAGGGGUGUAUAUUCUCUACUGUAUGGAGGGGUGUAUAUUCUCUACUGUAUAGAGGGGUGUAUAAUCUCUACUGUAUGGAGGGGUGUGUAAUCUCUACAGUAUAGAGGGGUGUAUAUUCUCUACUGUAUGGAGGGGUGUAUAUACUCUACUGUAUGGAGGGGUGUAUAGUUUGGGUUGUUGUGUCAGGAGAUGUGACCAGAGGUUCCCAGGUAUUUAACCAUGUGGGACGGUAUAAUAACAGAAUCUACUCAGGACUUUAACCAAUGCUUUACUGGCACCGUGGUGACAGGAGAGAGCGACGAGAGAGAUGAUAUGUUUUCAAGAUACAGUAAAUAACUUUUGAAAUACAGUAAUACAUCAUAUCGGCUGUAUUUCUGUAUUUUGAAGGAUAUACAUCUUGAAAACAUUUUCAGACUAUAUCAACAAUGGACUAAUGAAACAAAUACCCAAAGAUAGUUUUUUUCACCUUUAAUAUCAUGAUCAGUUGUGCAGAAGUUGUUGUUUGAGUACCUGACAGAGAGGUUGUUUUAUAAGGCGUCUAGAUAUAUUGUUUAUCAUGAAUAUAUUGAAUGUAUUCAUGUUUUGUAUAGAUAUGUUGGACAUGUAUGGAUAUAUAGUGGACAUAUGUAUGGAUAUAUAGUGGACAUAUGUAUGGAUAUAUAGUGGACAUAUGUAUGGAUACAUUGAAACAGGAUGGACUUAAUGUUUAGAACGAUGCAUCUGUAUAUGCAGUUGUAGAAAAAAUAUAUUGGCACCUUUUGCACUUUUAAAAAAAUAAUUCCAUAUUUCUUCUAGAAUAAGUUGAAACAGUCCAAUAACUCUUCUUGAACCAUUCCUUGUCAUUUUGGGGUCGUUGUCCUGCUGGAAGACACACAACCUUCAACGGAGACCCAGUUUGUAGACACUGCGUUGAAACGUUGGAUAAUCGGAGGACUCCACCACGCUCACGGCCCCCGGGACCAGCGGCAGCAAACCUCUGGGGUGUUUUAUUUUCUGUGUCAACUUGAGUUUAGAAAAAUAAAAUUGGUUCAACAAUGUUGAACAUCCAAUAACAAGGAGUGGAGAACAAAAAAAACUUUUUUUUUUCAAUUUGAACUAAUUUCAGAAGAAAUAGGGAACUAUUUAAGAAAAGUGCAAGGGUGCCAAUAUAUUAGUCCACAACUGAAUAAAAGCAUAUAUAUAUAUAUGUAUGUUUUAACAUAUUAUUCUACAGGGUUGAAACAGAGAUGUGCACCAUGAUUCUCUCAGGCUCUGACUACAAAGGGGUCCUAUGGUUUAAUAGUUUAUAGCCAAUCAUAAAGUCCUAUUGGUAGGUGCUGUGGGAUAUGUCUAUGCUGCUAUUGGUCCGUUCGGCUGUCGAUCUUCUUCUGUGACGUAACCUAGGGAACACCAUGUAAAGUCUCAAACAACAAUGUAAAUGUAUUUUAAUGUAUAAUUAUUUAUGAAAUUAA